UUGAAAGAAAAAAACCAGACAGAAACAAUGGUUAGCAAUAUGUCUCCUCUUGUGUAUGUGUUUGUGAUCUUCUUGGUCGCUUCAACCUCGUAUGCAAUUCCAGUCAGUGAAGUGAAGACCAUCUGCAGCCAAACUCAAAAACCUUCAUUUUGUUUGCGUCUUCUUAUGUCAAACCCUAACCCUAAUGCAAGCCUGAUUGACCUAACUCAGUACGCCAUUAACGUUGCAAGAGCAAAGGUGACGAACACCAUCAAAUUGAUCCAUGAUCUGAUUGCUCAUGGUAAUUCCAAUGCAAAAAGUCACUACAGAAUAUGUUUGGUGCAUUUUGGUUCAGAAGGUGCCCUUCGUGACAUUGAUUACACUAAAGAGAUGCUUCAGAAAGGAGAUUACGAAGGUGUUAAUGUGGCUGCUUCUGCAGUAUCAACUGAUAUUGAAGAUUGCAUUUCAGGAGAUUCACCAUCUGAUCCUCCUUUCAAUGACCCUUCUGAUCUUCCAAAGUAUGCUGCAGUUAUUGAGUCUGUUCUUGAUGUUAUUCUUGUUCUUUCUAAAUUUUUAAGGCACUGA
This is a messenger RNA of Vigna angularis (adzuki bean), 564 nucleotides long. Its product is annotated as pectinesterase inhibitor 1. Gene Ontology annotation, molecular function: pectinesterase inhibitor activity. Lineage: Eukaryota; Viridiplantae; Streptophyta; Magnoliopsida; Fabales; Fabaceae. The record is from RefSeq and is a predicted model, not a curated record. Bases 28 to 564 code for a protein of 178 amino acids. The transcript has a single exon. Gene Ontology annotation, biological process: negative regulation of catalytic activity.